CUCUUAUUGAUGCCUCCAGCAAUAUGCAGCUCUGGUAACCCUGACCACCAGCCUGACGUAGCCUCUGUGAGCUCUGAAGGCCAGGCUUGCUUAGAUUUUCUCAUUCGAGUGGAGUACACAAAGCUGGGUGCUCUUCCUCCUCCUCCUCCUCCUCUCUCCUCAGGCCAGGUCAGCCAUGCAUCCCGUUCAAGAGGACCAAACCAUGGACAAUGAGCCGAAAGAAAAAGGAGCCACUGAGCCGUCAUUUGCAAUAUCAGAUGCAAGCCACCUGGCCAGCAAUAUCAUUCCUGCAGAGUCCAAUACUGAUGGUUUGGAGGAAAAUCUGAGGGAGCAGUCUGGGGGUAACCUCAUCUAUUCCAUCAAUGAUCGCCCACCGUGGCACCUCUGCCUUCUACUGGGCUUCCAGCAUUACAUACUGGCUUUCAGUGGGAUCUUGGCCAUCCCUUUAAUCCUCGCCGAGCCGUUGUGCAUUAAGGACAACAAUGCAGCCAAGAGCCAGCUCGUCUCCACCAUCUUCUUUGUGUCAGGAAUUUGCACCAUGCUUCAGACCACCAUCGGGACCAGGUUGCCAAUCUUGCAAGGAGGAACGUUUACUUUCAUCACACCGACACUGGCUAUCCUGGCACUGCCCAAGUGGAAGUGCCCAAAGGGGAGCGUGAUUCCUGACCUCAAUGCCACAGUAGCCGCUGUCUCCCGCAUAGACCCUGAGGAAGUGUGGAAAAUGCGCAUACGAGAGAUCCAGGGAGCGAUCCUGGUGGCGUCGUUGCUUCAGGUGGUGCUCGGACUCUCAGGGCUGGUGGGGUUUGUGCUGAAGUUCAUCGGACCACUGGCUAUCGCUCCAACCAUCAAUCUGAUCGGGCUGUCACUCUUCAUCCAAGCUGGGAAGAAGUCAGGAGCACACUGGGGCAUUUCAGCUCUGACAGUGUCUCUCAUCCUUCUCUUCUCCCAGUAUCUCAGCAAGGUCAAAGUCCCUCUCAUUGCUUACAGGGACAGGAAGUGGAAAGUGUUUCAUUACCCUCUCUUUAGUCUGUUCUCGGCUUUGUUUGGGAUGUCUGGAGCUUGGCUGGUGUGCUUUCUCCUGACAUACUUCAGUGUUCUGCCCACUUCGCCGCACGAGUACGGCUACCAAGCCCGCACAGACAUCAACCUGGACGCAGUUAGCAGUGCUGAGUGGUUCUUCAUGCCUUAUCCAGGGCAGUGGGGUCUCCCGACCGUGAGCAUCUCCUCCGUCCUGGGCAUGAUGGCAGGGGUACUGGCGUCUACCAUGGAGUCCAUCGGGGAUUACUACGCCUGUGCACGGCUCUCUGGUGCCCCGUCUCCACCCACCCACGCUAUUAACCGUGGCAUUGCAGUGGAAGGCCUGGGCUGCAUCCUGGCGGGGCUGUGGGGCAGCGGCAAUGGGACGACAUCGUACAGCCAGAACAUUGCUGCCUUGGGGAUCACCAGGGUUGGAAGCAGGCUGGUCCUGCAGACGGCCGGCCUCCUCAUGGUCGUCCUGGGACUCUUUGGGAAGUUCAGCGCUGUGUUCAUCACCAUCCCGGAGCCGGUGAUCGGAGGCAUGUUCCUGGUUAUGUUUGGGAUGGUCGCUGCUGUGGGAAUAUCAAACCUGCAGUACGUCGACUUAAACUCCUCCAGGAAUCUGCUGAUCUUUGGUGUUUCUAUCUUCACUGGACUUGUGUUGCCAACAUGGUUUCAUUCAAACCCAGACACCAUCAACACAGGUAUAACAGAACUGGAUCAGCUCAUCAUGGUGCUCUUCACCACCCCUAUGUUUAUUGGUGGCUUCUUGGGAUUCAUCUUGGAUAACACUAUUCCAGGAACGGAUGAAGAACGAGGGAUAAAGCGUUGGAGGAAAACCGUUGAUGGCAGUACUUCAGCGGUCUUCAGCAAUCAGUCGUGUUACGAUCUGCCUUUCUGCAUGAAAUUCCUUCAUAAAUUCGAGUUCCUCCAGAACCUUCCAUUCCUCCCAUCCGUUAAAUCUCUCGACCCCCUGGGAACGCGCCUAUAAAACCUUCAGCCUUUUUAAAAGGAUGUGUAAAUCAUUGUGAUCGUUAUUUACUGGACACAAUGAACAAUUUACUGUGAUUUUUUUUUUAUCAAACACUGCAUUUCCUAGGCUGUUUGUACAGACGUUUCCUGUAACCAUAGUUCUGUGCAUUAAAUCUAAAGUAAUUGUGGUAUGAACACAUUAUUACAGUGUUCAAGUAGUUGAGCUCAUUUUUAUAGUAAGAAAAAAAAUGGGAACAUGCAUCCUGGCCAAAAUAAAUAUAAAUAUAAAGUCUUGUCGCUCCAUAA
Messenger RNA from Pangasianodon hypophthalmus (striped catfish), 2295 nucleotides. Its product is annotated as solute carrier family 23 member 2. The transcript has 12 exons. Gene Ontology annotation, biological process: transmembrane transport. Bases 176 to 2008 code for a protein of 610 amino acids. Lineage: Eukaryota; Metazoa; Chordata; Actinopteri; Siluriformes; Pangasiidae. Gene Ontology annotation, molecular function: transmembrane transporter activity. Gene Ontology annotation, cellular component: membrane. The record is from RefSeq and is a predicted model, not a curated record.